UUUUCUCUCCUCGGCAGUCAGCUGUAAACAUGGCGCAGGAGUGCUGGAAUAAAAUAAACAUUCCGUUUCCAAGUGCUGUUUCUUCGACUCGAAUCCCAUUUGAGGAUUCAAUAGAUCUCCUGAUUGAUUGCCUGCUGGCUGACUGUGAGAAAGUGUUGACCCUGUUAUGUAGUGAAGUUCUACAGACAGAAAUCCGCGUGCUGUACGAACUGCUUUACGUUUUGAACAAUGGCUUCAGACAACACAAGCCAUUCCGUGCAUUAAAACAGGUUGAGCAAUGUGUAAACCGUUUAAAAGAGAUGAAGUUACAAGCAGCGGUAGAAGAUAUAAAGGAAGUGUGUCCAAACAAAUUUCAGAGGGAAGCUGGAGCAGAGGCUGGGGAGUGUGAUGUUCCCAGUCAGCCCAUGUUGGAGUGGCUCGGCCUCAAGCUGCUUGGAGCCUCCAGUCUUUUAGCCCGAACGCUGGAACGAUGCACCAAAGCUUUCUUAUUAACACGACAGCAUCUGCGUCUGGGCGAGUUCAUUGUGCUGAAUGUGGUGAUAACCAGCAUGCUCAGUCGUCUCUGGGUUUUUUUCAGAGGUAUUCUGCGAGCCCUCAUCCCCAUGUACAGAAGAAACUAUGAACUGCUCCAGAAGGUGUCUCAGUCUCAGCCCAUGGCCUAUCUGACUGACUUCACUCUGCCUGAGGACCUGAAAAACUUCCUGUGCCUCGCAUACCCUGAUCUAAAGAUUGAAGAAGUUACCAAAGACCUCUCAAAGAGCGCAAGAAGAAAAAGGAAGUCCAAAUUUUCUCUCCUUUCCAAGUUGUUUGGGGAGACCGAGCAAGAAGAUGAGAUUGGAGAAGGGGAGAGAGAUCUGAUGCCAAUAUUAGGCACUGGACAUUAUGAAGUUUCUAGCCAGGACCUUGGAGCAGCAGUUUCACAACGACGGACCGAUUACUCAGAUGUGUCACCCUAUGGACUGGACAUAAAGGCUAUGCUUCAGCAAUCUUCCAAAAUCACCAAACAGAACUCUUUAGAGCAACAGAUGAAAUUGGACAGCUCAAGUAAAGCUUCAGUGUGUCAGAAGAGGAAGUUUUUGAAGUCACUGAAGAAGACGUCUUCUUUUAGAAACAUGGCAGACCUAAUAAAGGAAGUGAUGAACUGGUGCCGGAGCUGCAAGUUUUAUCAAGAGCACAAACGCCUGGCCUUCCUUAGCCUGAAGUGUGGGAGAAUGGAAAGUCUGGAAGCUGAAGGUGUCAGAGUGGAGAAAAGAUUGAAGACGUUUAAGAUAAAAGUUCAAAAGGCAUUGACUCUUCAAAAAACUUUUCCACCGAAACAUUCCUGUUCCUUCCCUGCACGUUUGAGAACUCGAUGGCAGAACAAAUUCUUCAUGAGACACUUCAGAACUCUCAGACGCAGGUCAGCAGUGUCCAGGAAAUCCUCUGGAACAGUAAAAGAAUCAUUAAAUCAAAGGAGGAAAUGCAGGCCAUUACUACAAUCCUCAACUGAAGUGGAGUCAGGAGAAAUUGUGACCGUUGCGGUUGAGAAAGAAAAAAUAGACUCACAGACUUUGUUGCCGGAACCUAAUAUUUCGAAAGAUGAUAUUGAUGAUAUUUUUGAAUCCUUUGGAUUUUAAGUUAUUCACAGUGAUCAUGUGGACAAUUUUUGUAGCCGAAUUCAGAAACCCUCUGGCCAAAAAAUACAAUUAAAUGAAAUUCCAUUCAACAUUGUAUGUGAUCUGAUUGUGAUGUUUUAUACUGUACUUUUUCUGCUUACAUUUCUACAGAAACAAUUGAAAUGGUUUUAUUCUCAAACAUUUUGCUGCAUGAAUUGUCACAAUCCAAGGAAACAAAUUGUAAAGUGAUUUAAUAGUCGUGCUCUAAUAAUGGAUACAUAAAGUAUACUAAAAUAUGUCUGACUGGCAUACCCAAAACACAUCUUUACAUACUGUAAGAAUAUGUUGGAUAAUUUUGGUAAAAGGUGUGUGUACAGUACACCUCAGAUGUGACAUUUAGAAAUGGCAAAUGACUUUGAAAUUGUGUGCAGCUGACAGCAUAGCACAUAGUGUCAUAUAGGGCUGCACAAUAUUGGAAAAAUCUGACAUUGCAAUAUUUAGUUUUGUUGCGAUAUAUAUUACAAUAUGAAUAUAGAUAUAAUUCACCAGAUGAUUUGAAUAGCUCAAUCUGGGAAGAUGAUCAAGUAUUUUUCUGUGCAGUACAUCUAUCAAGU
This is a messenger RNA of Danio aesculapii, 2209 nucleotides long. It is a transcript of the gene rmp64, whose product is annotated as nucleolus and neural progenitor protein. The transcript is spliced from 9 exons. The record is from RefSeq and is a predicted model, not a curated record. Gene Ontology annotation, cellular component: nucleus. Gene Ontology annotation, biological process: positive regulation of Notch signaling pathway. Bases 30 to 1616 code for a protein of 528 amino acids. NCBI's taxonomy places the organism in Eukaryota, Metazoa, Chordata, Actinopteri, Cypriniformes, Danionidae.